AUGUUCAAGUUGGGGAAGUUGAAGGCUGAAGGUAGACCAGAUACAGCAUACCUCAAUGUUGCGAUCAAAGACCUGCGGGUCAAGCACUCACAAGCUCUGGGGACGCAGAGGCCGCAGAACGAGAACGUUCCGGGGCAUGCGGAGUGGAAGAAGAAGGUAUCUAGCAAGGACAAGCUAAAGAUGCUGGAGAAGGCGAAGGAGGCAGAGCUCAAGUCGAUAGGGAGGGGGCUGGCAAGACCAAGUCGCUCUAUCAGUCUCAUCCCCAUCCUCCGAUUCCCUUCCAACCAACUUGAAGACUUCGUCAACAGCAAGGGGUCCAAGACCGAGCGGGCGCUCCGUCCGGAUUUCCGCAGCCUUCAGACGACAGUCUUCGACACUCUCCUCGAUGUUGCUGACAUCUCCAACAUCUCGGAAACUCUCAACAUGACUGCGCCUGCUCUCGGAGCGUUGGCAAGCAAGAAGGGAAAUAGGAUCGUUCUAACAGAAGCAGGAUCUGUGGAGAUUUUGAUGAAGCUGCUGGAAGUUGGACCACCAGCGUCGAGACUGGACGCCUGGAUGGCGCUCGAUGAUCUUCUGAGAUGCAACGACGCGAAGAAGAAGCUCUUUGCUCAGCCUGGCGUCUUGCUCAAGCUCCGGUCGUGUUCGAGCAGCCGGAACCACAGGGUCAGGCGCAUCGGAGCAAGCAUCCUCCGCAACCUCGUUUCUGACCGAGUCUGCUGUGCGUCCACGAGGAGCAGCGGCGCUGACGGGUGGGGUGUACAGGCUCUUUCAGUCCAGGAGAAGACGAGCGAGGACAUGGUUCAGACGCUGUGCUCUUUCGUCACGUGCGGGGAGGACGAGGCCUCGGUCUCAGCUGGGAACGCUCUGUUUCGCAUCGCAAAAUGUGCUGGUCGAAGAGAAUGUGCUCAUGUGAGGAUACAACGACUGAUGCAAACAUGCUAG
Molecule: messenger RNA, 942 nt
Organism: Guillardia theta CCMP2712
Lineage: Eukaryota; Cryptophyceae; Pyrenomonadales; Geminigeraceae
Exons: 8
Coding region: 1-942 (313 amino acids)
Source: RefSeq, a predicted model, not a curated record